Colossoma macropomum (tambaqui) is the source of this 1238-nucleotide messenger RNA. Its product is annotated as scavenger receptor cysteine-rich type 1 protein M130-like. The transcript has 3 exons. The record is from RefSeq and is a predicted model, not a curated record. The coding region runs from base 536 to 1183 and encodes 215 amino acids. Gene Ontology annotation, cellular component: membrane. NCBI's taxonomy places the organism in Eukaryota, Metazoa, Chordata, Actinopteri, Characiformes, Serrasalmidae.
ACCAGCCCGGUUUGGACCUGGAACUGGACCCAUCUGGCUGAAUGAGGUGGAGUGUGAGGGGAACGAGACGUCCCUGUGGAACUGCAGAUUUCAGCUGUGUGGAGAGGAUGAAUGUGGACACAAGGAUGAUGUAGGAGUCGUGUGUUCAAGUAAAGAGUGUGUGGUCCCAUACUGAGGUCCCAUAAAUCAAAAGGAUAUAAGUCUACAAAGUCAAAAGAUUUUGAGAUAUAUCAAUAAGUGUAAUUUUAUGCUACACAGUUUUACUGUGAUUCAAAAAUACACACGUCACAGAAAGACAUACUGAUGAUCCUCAAUUCUUAAUUACAGAUUGUCCAGUGUUUUUGAGAAACUGAUUCAUAUUGCAUAGUAACCCGAAUUAACAAUUCAUAAAGCAUUCAGCAAAAAUAAUAAAUAAAUUGUCAGUGUCCGUCAUCUUUUUCCCACCAGAGUUUAAAGAGAUCAGACUCACUAGGGCUGUGAGGGGAAUCUGGAAGUGUUCUACAAUGGAACCUGGGGUAAUGUGUGUGUAAAUGGGAUGGGUGAAGAAACAAUAAGUCUCGUCUGUCAGGAGCUGAAUUGUGGAAGAUCUGGCACUGAGAGACCUACCAAAGCAAGAGUGGAAUCAGCUUCUAACUGGCUGGAUAAUCUGAAAUGUAGGAGACAUGACUCCACUCUGUGGCAUUGUCCAUCUUCACCCUGGAGACAGAACUACUGUGAUAACCACAAUGAAGUGGCUCACAUUACCUGCUCAGAAGGUGAAAAUGAACGUGUAUUACGAAGCCAUCUAAAAUGCUCCUCAACUCCCCAUUACAGACAGUGCUCAAAUCACCUGCCUCUCAGGCUGAGAGGAGGAAAAGGAAGCUGCUCUGGGAGGCUGGAGGUGUAUCAUAAUAAAAUAUGGGGCUCCGUCUGUGAUGAUCUGUGGGACAUCGGGGACGCUCAGGUGGUCUGUAGACAGCUGGGCUGUGGGCCGGCGCUGAGUGCUGAUGGGAGUGCUGUCUUUGGUGCUGGUGAAGGGCCUAUCUGGCUGAACAGAGUGAAGUGUAGAGGGAAUGAGAUUCACCUGUGGGACUGUCCUCAUUCCCUGAAGAACCACACUGACUGCUCCCACAGGCAGGACGCUGGAGUCACAUGUGCAGAUCAGAGGAGUCUGCUGGAUUUUGGGGUUUUUGACUCCAUUUAAAAUAAUUUUAUCACAGUGUUAAUUAACUGCAAAGCCGUCAUCAAUUUUAAAUUGC